CUCGGGGGAGGGCGUGCGGGCGGCGAGUGCGGUGAGCGCGCGAGAAGGGCCCGAGCCGGCCUGGGAGCCUCCGGAGCCGAGCGCAGCGAGCGGCGAGCGCUUGGGUGGCGGCGGCGGCAGCGUGCGCGAUGGCUCCGGCCGCGGACCGCGAGGGCUACUGGGGUCCCACGACGUCCACGCUGGACUGGUGCGAGGAGAACUACGCGGUGACCUGGUACAUCGCCGAGUUCUGGAAUACAGUGAGUAACCUGAUUAUGAUUAUACCUCCAAUUUUUGGUGCAAUUCAGAGUGUUAGAGAUGGACUGGAAAAGCGGUACAUUGCUUCUUAUUUAGCACUCACAGUGGUAGGAAUGGGAUCCUGGUGCUUCCACAUGACUCUGAAAUAUGAAAUGCAGCUGUUGGAUGAACUCCCAAUGAUUUACAGCUGUUGUAUAUUUGUGUACUGCAUGUUUGAAUGUUUCAAGAUGAAGAACUCUGUAAACUACCACCUGCUUUUUAUCUUAGUUCUAUUCAGUUUAAUAGUAACCACAGUUUAUCUUAAGGUAAAGGAGCCUAUAUUCCAUCAGGUCAUGUAUGGAAUGUUGGUCUUCACAUUAGUACUUCGAUCUAUUUAUAUUGUUACAUGGGUUUAUCCAUGGCUCAGAGGACUGGGUUAUACAUCCUUGGGCAUAUUUUUAAUGGGGUUUCUAUUAUGGAACAUAGAUAACAUCUUUUGUGAUUCACUGAGGAACUUUCGAAAGAAGGUGCCACCUAUCGUGGGUGUUGCCACACAGUUUCAUGCAUGGUGGCAUAUUUUAACUGGCCUUGGUUCUUAUCUUCACAUCCUUUUCAGUUUAUAUACAAGAACUCUUUACCUGAAAUACAGGCCAAAAGUAAAGUUUCUCUUCGGAAUCUGGCCAGUGAUCCUGUUUGAGCCUCUCAGGAAGCACUGAUGAAUUAUUCCACCAAGAAAACAAAAAAGCACCGACCAUAGGACUGGCCAAAUGAAUAAGGAAAUCCUUAAAGAUCUACACAUUCAAAUAUAUUAUGACCAUCAGAGUAAAGAGUGACUUUCUGAGUAAUGCUGCCAGUCACGCAGAGAAUAAGGAAUGGGGCAUGUCGGAUGUUUAGCUUGUGUCUUUAUCUCAUUGUCCUUCUCCUCCUCACCCUCACUCUAAAAUGUUUAAAAAAAAAAAAAAAAAAAACAGACAUGAUGUGUGUGUAUAUACUCAAAUGCUGGAAAAAUGAGGCUUUUCUGAACAGGUUAACAGUUUGUGUGGAUCAUAGGAAAUUGACCUCCUUCCCUUUUUUGAUAAGGGUUGCAUGUGAAUUAUAUUUGCUUAAUAUUUGAUUAAAUAAUCAAAACAGCUAAGUAUCAGAAAACCCCAUAUCCAGAUGGCCCGCUGUGGAACCGGCACUUAGCAUUGUAAGCCUUGAUUUAUAUUCUUGUCAUAGUAACCUCAUGAAUGAUUUUCCAAGGUGAAAAAUAGUUCUGAUAGUUCUUCACUGUCUGCCUUCGUGCUAGUCAGUAUGUCAUAAGCAAGCUCCGUCCUGCUGCUAGGUUCCAUACUUGCCAUAUACCAGAUUUGCAGUGGGCUCUGAGGUGUCUGUGUGUGGCCACAGCAAAUCAGAGUGCGUGGGUCAUCUUGUAAUAUUUACGAAGACCAUGAGGACGCUUGUAGAAUGUUAUACCUCCAGCCAGUUAAGGGUGGUUUCUCAGUUUUCUUUGAUCCUUGCAGAUCUUUAAGUUUCACUGGUAUUAUGGCUAGGCAGACAUGACUGGUGGUCUGGCCUACUCCCCAUAUUCCAUCCUCUUAGCCUAAUUUAUUUGAAGUUACCAGUGAAUAUUGUUAUACUCUGACUUUUUAAAUUAUGCAAUAUUUUCCAGUUUUCAGAGAGGCUAUGGUUAUGCCCAGGGAAAUAUUUCAGGUUAACUAGAGCGAAAAUGAUCAGGAUCCUUUUUACCUAAAGCUUAUUGGAAUAUCUGCCCCUUCAUUUUUUGAAGGAAAUAGAUAUGAGUUGAGAACAGCUCUAACUUACUUGAAUUUGUAACAGAACUCACCAAAAUUAAAGUGUUAAGAAAUGGCAGUGAAAUAUCAUUGUAAGGCAGCUAGUUCUAAUUUAGCUUUGAACAUAUAACAAAUUGAAUCACUUUUCACAAACAUGACACCUGUCCGGAGUAAAAACCUGAUUUGGCCCCUUUGCUGAUGUAUCACCGUAUUUGUAGCUCCAAACCAUUUGGUAUUUUUGCAACUUUUUCCUGCUCAUGCGUUAUAAAAUCCAGAUUGUUUUUACCACAUGGUGACAUUGACUCAGAUUAAAUCCUGAAGCUACAACUUCAAAAGGAGAAUCAUUUUUUUUUUCUUAUGCAAAGGUGUAAAAUACUGCUAUCAUUUCUCCAGUAUGUAGUAAGUCUCCUUGGUACAAAUUUAAAACCAAUAGAAAUUUUGUUUUUCUUCCCCUAUUAGCCUUAGUUUUAGUCAGAGUACUAUUUUCCUUAACUUAGUGUGCCAGCAUGCCAUUAGGCAGAUAAGUCUGCCUACUUUUAUGAUCUUCCAGCAAGAAAAACAAUUGCCAAAAUAAAUCUAAAGAACUUUGGUUGUGCCUUAAGAAAAUCUAAAUCUAAGCCGUUCCAACACACAGCCCGUAAAACUGUUCUUUUGCCGCAAGAUUCUGACUUCUGGCUACAUGUCAUGUGCCAUCUUACAUUUUUUAAAUAAGUUCAUUUGUUUCA
Messenger RNA from Lutra lutra (Eurasian river otter), 2713 nucleotides. RefSeq names its product alkaline ceramidase 3 (gene ACER3). The coding region runs from base 129 to 932 and encodes 267 amino acids. The transcript has 11 exons. The record is from RefSeq and is a predicted model, not a curated record. Lineage: Eukaryota; Metazoa; Chordata; Mammalia; Carnivora; Mustelidae. Gene Ontology annotation, biological process: phytosphingosine biosynthetic process; ceramide metabolic process. Gene Ontology annotation, cellular component: endoplasmic reticulum membrane.